GGAAGUUGUUACUUCGUCGGCUUUGAACGCGACUAAGGUCAGAAACAGAAACUAGGGGAAAAGUGGCGAUGGAGGCAGUAAAGAAGCAACUCAUACUCUGAGCUGCCUCACAGACGGAUAUACAGGCUCUUUCUUAACUUUUCUACGAUGGUGCUAAAACGGUGUCAGACACGAGUUAAACUUUUAAGUUUUAACCACCCAGAGAAGUGGUAUGACCGCUUUAAUAAAGACUACAAAGCGACUCAGAGGGUUUCCUCGACCAGUUUGACAGCUGUCAACAUCUCCGCGUGCCCACAAUUUAUCACGGAAAGGCCGCCAUUGAGAGCGAGACGAGCCCCUGGACUGAUGCACCUUUCUGGGGUGACACACAUGCCCGUAAGAGGAAUCUAUACCUCAGUCAGAACCCUCCAGUAUGACCUGAAACCCAACGUACCGCAGUCCGAAGGCCGGAAGAUGUUCUUUGACACGCACGCUGUGGUGCGGCUCUUUGAGGAAAAUGGUUUCACUACGCAGCAAGCUGAAGUGAUGGUGAAAGUGCUGGUGAGGACGACCAGCUCAAACAUGGACGUCAUUUACAGUGACAUGGUGACCAAAGUCCAGCAGGAGAUCAUGUUGCAGCGUGUUAUGUCUCAAAUAGCAGCCGUGAAGAAGGACAUGAUCAUCCUUGAGAAGAGUGAGUUCUCUACUCUGCUGGCCGAGAACGAGAAACUCAAGAUCCAGCUAUUACAGCUCAAAGUCCAGUUGGCUGAUGUGCUGAAUAAAGUGCGCUCAGAGACCAUUAUGGACAUGAAUUUGGAAAAAAGCAGAGUGAAAGAACUGAAAGCGGAGCAUGAGAAGAAGCUUCUUGAAGCACGGACUGAGAUCAUGGAAAUGACUGCAGAACAAGAUCGUCAUUUGACUCAGACAAACAUGAAGAUAGACACAGAGGUGGCCGGUUUGAGAACCAUGUUGGAGUCUCACAAACUGGAUACUAUAAAAUACCUUGCAGGUUCAGUGUUCACAUGUCUCACUGUGGUCUUGGGUUUCUACCGUAUUUGGAUGUGAACACGACUGAUGAUCUUCACAUCAGGUCAACUUUAUUUGCCACGUACAUGAAGCAUAUCAAGCACGCACAAAGAGAGGAUCGGACCAGUGACCUCACCGGUGAACACCCAAUAUUUUUAAUGAGCUGUUUUAAGUGUGGUGACAGACUCAUGAGUGGGACCUUAGCUUUUUAUGUUGUGUAAAUAUUUUAUAUGUGUAUAUAUCAAGCUGUAAAUACUGCAGAGAAUAUCAGAAGCUUAACUUCUCCACUGUAUCAUCACAGAUAUUUUACUGGUUUUUAUCUUUCAAGUUUGUGGUUUUGGAAAUGACUGUAAGAUUCUUUGACACAUUAUAAUUAAUUGAAUAUACUUGUCAAUAAAUAUCAGUGUCAUGCUAAAAAAUCA
Mugil cephalus (flathead mullet) is the source of this 1427-nucleotide messenger RNA. It is a transcript of the gene mcur1, whose product is annotated as mitochondrial calcium uniporter regulator 1. Bases 148 to 1044 code for a protein of 298 amino acids. Gene Ontology annotation, cellular component: mitochondrial inner membrane; mitochondrion. Gene Ontology annotation, biological process: positive regulation of mitochondrial calcium ion concentration; calcium import into the mitochondrion. The transcript has 9 exons. The record is from RefSeq and is a predicted model, not a curated record. Lineage: Eukaryota; Metazoa; Chordata; Actinopteri; Mugiliformes; Mugilidae.